Centruroides sculpturatus (bark scorpion) is the source of this 446-nucleotide messenger RNA. RefSeq names its product major centromere autoantigen B-like. The coding region runs from base 32 to 436 and encodes 134 amino acids. Lineage: Eukaryota; Metazoa; Arthropoda; Arachnida; Scorpiones; Buthidae. The transcript has a single exon. Gene Ontology annotation, molecular function: DNA binding. The record is from RefSeq and is a predicted model, not a curated record.
UUUUGUUAUUUAUACUGUAUAUUUAAUCAAUAUGGCACUGAAGAAAGAGAAAAGUGACAGUGGAAAUAGAAAACGUUUUAGUGUAGCAUUAGAGAAAGAAAUUAUUGCAAAAUACGAGAAUGGCAUUUGUGUUUCUGACAUCGCUAAAGAAUAUAAUGUGGCAAAAUCGACUAUCUCUACAAUUAUUAAAAACAAAAAAGCAUUUAAGGCUGCUGAAGUGGCUAAAGGAGUGAAUGUGCUAUUGAAACAAAGAUCUAAAGUUUUAGAUGAAGUUGAAAAACUGUUGCUAAUAUGGAUCAAUGAAAAACAAUUUGCUGGAGACAGUGUUAGUGAAGCUAUAAUUUGUGAAAAGGCUAAAAAUUUAUACAAUGACGUGUUGACCCAGAUACCCAGUACAAGUGCAGACAGGCAGGACUUUAAAGCGAGCCGAGAGUGAUUUGAUAGGU